Racocetra persica is the source of this 730-nucleotide messenger RNA. The record is from the annotation of a GenBank genome assembly. NCBI's taxonomy places the organism in Eukaryota, Fungi, Glomeromycota, Glomeromycetes, Diversisporales, Gigasporaceae.
AUUGAAGAAUGGGAAAAAUUAGAGUAUGAAGAUGGAAGUACACGCACAAUUCCUUUAAGAAGUUGUGUAUUUUGUCCUUCGGAUGCCGGCUUGUCUUCUUCGCGUAGUGAUGAUUUUGCUUUUGAUAGUCGAGUUUUAAUUGGUAUAAAAAGAGGAAUGCGAGAAGCCUUAAAAGGUACUUGGCAGUCCGGACAAAAAGAAAUGCAGAGAAUGUAUUUGUUAGAAAAUCUUAAUGAAAUUGCUGCUCAGUUGGCCAGUGCUAGUACUGACGAUUUGAGCAAGUUAAAAGAUGAGGAGUUAACCGUCAUUUUAACCUCCAUUAAUGGUUUAAAAGGGGAGGAAGGUUUAUCUCAGGGGGCCAAUGAUGAUUUUGAGACUAUCAUUAAAAUUAUUGAGGAAGAAAUAAAAAGACGGGGCAAAGAAAAGGAAUUUCUUGAGAAGUUAAAACAAGAAAUGGAACAAGAUAGGACCCAGAGAGAGGCAGAUAGAAGAAGACAAAGGGAUUUGGAACAACAAAUUGACAGAGCUAGAGCGGAAGGUAAUCAAAACCUAAUAAAUGAGUUACAGGGUCAAUUAAAUGAGACCUCUGAUAGAAUUAAUACGGCCGAUAACCAAAUUAGAAAUGGCCAAGAACAAGCAACAAGGUUGGAAGCAGCAAUUAAUUCUAGUAAUGAGAGAACGAGAAAUUAUGCCCAAAAUAUGCAGAGUGUGUUAGAAGACAUUUUGCAAG